This is a messenger RNA of Folsomia candida, 2172 nucleotides long. RefSeq names its product mitochondrial-processing peptidase subunit alpha. Gene Ontology annotation, molecular function: metal ion binding. NCBI's taxonomy places the organism in Eukaryota, Metazoa, Arthropoda, Collembola, Entomobryomorpha, Isotomidae. The record is from RefSeq and is a predicted model, not a curated record. Gene Ontology annotation, cellular component: mitochondrion. The transcript has 9 exons. Bases 381 to 2069 code for a protein of 562 amino acids.
UUCUUUUUCUCACCGAGUAACUAAUAAUACUCCACCAGCCAAAGUUAGCUGUCCGACUUAAUUGGUCAUAAUAUAAUUAGUGUUUAGUACAAAGUAUUUAAAGGGUCGGAUAAAGCUCGGGCUGGGUGGGACAAUUCUCUAGAGUGUCAAAACUUCAGCGUUUGUUAAACCGGUGAAAAGUGAAAGGGGAAAUUAUUUCAUCAGUUUUCACUCACGCUGAUGAUAAUAAUUAAAUAGUUAGUUAGCUAGUUGAUAAAUCGUGAACAGCUAGAAAUUUUUACCGGUCUGGUCGUCGUGAUAAAGAAAGUUUAAACAGGGAUACUUAAAAAUCACUUCUUCUUUCUUUAACUUCUCAAAAGUUACAUUGAUCACUUAUCAAGAUGCAUCAACUAAGAAAAGGUGUGGAACGUUUGUGCUCAUCAUCGUCUAGUCGUCUACGCCAAAAAUUGGGAGAGCGGUAUGCUACAUCAAAGUCGGGGAAUGAUUCCCCAGUGGCAGCGAAGGGAUUGGGAAUGCAAAAGUCAUCUGCCUCGACAGCAACUGCGGCAGCUCAAGUGGACAGGUCAGGUGUGCCAAUAAGAGAGUCAGAAAACCGUGUGAAAGGGGUUCCGUUGGACGUACCGUUUCCUGGAAUGUCAAACAUCAGUGCAGCCCCCACGGCUCAGUUGGAGCGAGCCAUGGCUUUUCAAACGGAAGUCACAACUCUAGAGAAUGGGUUGAAAGUCGGCAGUUCGCUGCGGUUUGGUAAAUACUGCACUAUUGGGAUAACUAUCAAGUCGGGGUCUCGGUAUGAAACUGGAUUUACAAAGGGAAUCUCUCACAUCUCAGAAAAACUUGGGUUCUUGUCAUCUACAAAUUUCAAAACGAAAGCAGAAAUUAUGAAAGAACUAGAAAAAUUUGGAGCAAUAUGUGAUGCACAAACAUCGAGGGACACUACAGUUUACGCAAUCUCGACUGAAGUUAACGGAGUCGAAAGACUGAUGCGUCUGCUUGCUGAUGUCGUACUGCGACCCCAAGUCACUGAUGAAGAACUAUUAAAUGCAAAGCAAACAGUUCAGUACGAAAAUGAGGAUAUGCAAAUGAGACCCGAGCAGGAGAUGAUCAUUCUUGAAAUGAUACAUGCAGCAGCGUGGAAAAACAACACACUAGGAUUCCCAAGAUAUUGUCCUAUUGAAAAUGCGGAGAAAGUCUCUCGUCAAGAAAUCUUGCAGUUUAUGAAGACUAACUUCACUCCGAACCGAAUGGCCAUUUCAGGAGUUGGUGUCGAACACAAACUGCUGGUUGAUCUCGCCAGAGAGUACUUUGUCAAUCCUGUUACUGUGUGGGAUCAAGAGGGUGUACAAGCUAAGAAGGAAGAAGAGCUCGUUUCUUUGUACACUGGCGGCGACAAUAGGGUGUUGAAAGAUUUCGGCCAGUUCAAUGCUGGACCUCUACCUGUUCCCAAAUUGGCUCACAUGGCGUUAGGAAUACAAUCCGUGUCUUACUCGGAUCCACUUUUUAUUCCAGCCUGUGUUCUCAACAUUUUGAUGGGUGGUGGAGGCUCUUUCAGUGCUGGUGGCCCAGGAAAAGGAAUGUAUUCUCGAUUGUACACAAACGUGUUGAAUAACAAACAUUGGGUUUACAAUGCAACUGCUUACAAUAAUUCGUACGGAGACUCUGGAUUGUUUUGUAUUUAUGGUAGCGCUCCUUCCGAGUAUAUGAAAAAAUUGACCGAUGUUCUAAUUCAAGAAUUACAUGGAAUGGCGUCAAUUCCAGACCAAGAAGAAUUUGAGCGUGCCAAGAAGCAACUACAGUCAAUGCUUUUGAUGAACCUGGAGUCUCGGCCUGUCGUUUUUGAAGAUAUUGGACGACAACUAUUAGCUCAUGGUCAUUAUAAAGCUCCAACUGAAUACUUAAAGAAAAUUGAAACUGUAACCGAGAAAGAUAUCGUGUCCCUCGUAAAAACCAUGCUGCAGACCAAGCCAUCGUUAGCUGCACUUGGAGACAUUACGAAAAUCCCUGCAUACGAUGAAAUUCUGAAUGGGCAAGGGCACUUAAGAGAACCUUCCAAACUAUUCUUUAGUAGAUAAAUCAUGUUAAAUUUACAAUCAGCCAGAAUUUAAUCCAGUAAUUCUUUUAUGAAAAAUAAAAAAUGCGAUAUACACAGUUUGUGUAUGAAGACAUAAAAGUAAA